CGUCUGACACUAUCCCCGCCCUAAUACGGAAGCGGCGGGGUACUCGGGAUCCGACAGCGGGUGGGUCCAGGCCAUGGGGCAGCCCUGGGCGGUGGGGCGCACGGAGGGGGCGCCCGGGCGGCUGCCCCUCGUGCUCACCGCGUUGUGGGCCGCGGCGGUGGGUCUGGAGCUGGCCUAUGUGCUGGUGCUGGGUCCCGGGCCGCCCCCGCUGGGACCCCUGGCCCGGGCCUUACAGCUGGCGCUGGCCGCGUUCCAGCUGCUUAAUCUGCUGGGCAACGUGGGGCUCUUCCUGCGCUCAGAUCCCAGCAUACGGGGCGUGAUGCUGGCCGGCCGCGGUCUGGGCCAGGGCUGGGCUUACUGCUACCAGUGCCAGAGCCAGGUGCCGCCGCGCAGCGGGCAUUGCUCCGCCUGCCGCAUCUGCAUCCUGCGUCGGGACCACCACUGUCGCCUGCUGGGGCGCUGCGUGGGUUUUCGCAACUACCGGCCCUUCCUGUGCCUGCUGCUUCACGCCGCCGGUGUCCUGCUGCACGUCUCCGUGCUGCUGGGCCCCGCCCUAGCGGCCCUGCUGCGAGCCCAUGCACCCCUCCACACCGCCGCCCUCCUCCUGCUGCCCUGGCUCAUGCUGCUCACAGGCCGCGUGUCCCUGGCGCAGUUCGCCCUGGCCUUCGUGACGGACACGUGUGUGGCAGGUGCGCUGCUGUGCGCGGCCGGGCUGCUCUUCCACGGGAUGCUGCUGCUCCGGGGCCAGACCACCUGGGAGUGGGCUCGCGGCCAGCACGCCUAUGACCUGGGGCCCUGCCGCAACCUGCAGGCGGCCCUGGGGCCCCGCUGGAUUCUGGUCUGGCUUUGGCCCUUCUUGGCCUCCCCAUUGCCUGGGGACGGGAUCACCUUCCAGACCACAGCUGACGCGGGACCCGUGGCUUCCUGACUCCGGGAAGAGCCGAAGCUGAACGGAGCGGGGAGCAGUGAGAGCGGGGCUCAUGAUUCAUUUCGGGCCCAGCCCCAGCCUCGGGUGGAGAGGCGGGUUGGUACUUGACGCCGGCUUUUGGCCACUGCAGCCCCAUCCUUGGCCUUGCCCCUGCCCAGCUUGGGCUCCUAGUAGCCAGGGCUUGGGUCCUACAAUUCUGCCUCUACCAGUGGCCACCGAAUGCAGGGGAGGGUCUGGCAAAGGGCGGCUUUGCCAGCCCGCUACCCCUUUGCCAGGUUAAUAAAGCGCCCACUUGGUCCUUCGACUCCCUCCAUCUUUGUGGGUUUCUGGUCCCUCACUGUUGCCUGGCUGCUCUGACCAUCAUGCCCGGGAACCACAGAAUGCCUGAGCCCGUGAGGGGCCAGGGCUCUGCCUCCUGUGGCCUUGGUGGGGUGGGCAUGGCGGUGCCCACAGGCCAAGGCAGCAGGUAGCGCUCCAGAGCAUGAGAAUGUAAAAUUCUUUCCCAGGUUCAGUGCUUUCCAGUUAGAAGCAUUCCCACCCCACCCGAGUUUCAGUGAACCCGACUCACCCGGGUCACUGGGCAGCUCUGACACAGGUAAAAAGCCUGAAAGCUCUGAGAGUUGCUGUGGUAAGGUCACGGGGUAGUAAGUGGAGGAGUCAGGGUUUGAACCCAGGUCUUUGUGCUUUUUCUCCUUCACCUCUGCACAGCUGAGGGAGGAGACUGGGACAGUUAAGGCAGAGAAACUAGCUGGGGUAUUGAGCAGCUGCUUGGGAACUACUUGUUAAACAUUUUUAUUUAAAUGUAGUAACUCGAGUUGAAUGUGGCAGAUUUGAAUACAUGUGUUUGUCUGUUUCCUCUUAAAAUCUAAAAUGCUAGUGGAAAGAUGAGAAAGAUCCAAGUUUACAA
Molecule: messenger RNA, 1835 nt
Organism: Phyllostomus discolor (pale spear-nosed bat)
Lineage: Eukaryota; Metazoa; Chordata; Mammalia; Chiroptera; Phyllostomidae
Gene: ZDHHC24
Product: zinc finger DHHC-type containing 24
Exons: 3
Coding region: 74-928 (284 amino acids)
Biological process (GO): protein targeting to membrane; peptidyl-L-cysteine S-palmitoylation
Cellular component (GO): endoplasmic reticulum; Golgi apparatus
Molecular function (GO): protein-cysteine S-palmitoyltransferase activity
Source: RefSeq, a predicted model, not a curated record